AUGUCAGAUGGCGGGAAGUCGCGCUCGUCGUCUUCAUUUCAUUUCUUCGCAGGCCUGAGCUCAGGCAUUCUCUCGGCCGUACUCCUCCAACCCGCCGAUCUGCUCAAAACCCGUGUGCAGCAGUCGCGCUCAAGUACACUUCUCGGUACGAUUCGCUCCAUCGCCAGUGGUCCAAAUCCCAUACGCCAGUUCUGGCGCGGCACUCUACCUUCCACACUUCGAACAGGAUGCGGUUCAGCGUUAUAUUUCUCAUCGCUCAACGCUCUGCGGCGCCGCGCAGCCUUGCUGGCAGCUGGUCGCGCUGAUGUAACGAUCGUCACUGGAGACCACUCGUCUUCUCUUCCCAAAUUGAGCAACACCGCAAACCUAGCUACGGGAGCCGCAGCACGAACAUGGGCAGGCUUUAUGAUGAUGCCGAUCACGGUGCUGAAGGUCCGGUAUGAAAGCAGCUUAUACGCAUACACAAGCUUGAUGGGCGCGUCGAAAGACAUAUACCGUACUACAGGCCUCAAAGGCUUCUUUGCUGGCUUCGGCGCAACAGCUGUGCGAGACGCGCCCUACGCAGGUCUUUACGUGCUGUUCUACGAACAGUCGAAGCGCCGUCUGUCCGCCCUCGCGACCAAGAUCGAGUCUACCGAUCCUUCUUCGAAUGCGAAACUAUCUACGACCACGAGCGCCGGCAUCAACUUUGUCUCUGGAGUCGCCGCUGCUGGCCUCGGUACUACGUUCACGAACCCCUUCGAUGCGAUCAAGACGAGGAUUCAGCUCAUGCCGGAUACGUAUACGAAUUUGAUACAAGCGGGGAAGAAGAUGCUCGCUGAAGAGGGACCGAGGAGUCUGCUUGACGGGCUGGGUAUCAGAAUAGCGAGGAAGGCGAUCAGCAGUGCGCUUGCGUGGACUGUGUACGAGGAAUUGAUUCGCAGGGCAGAGAGAGGCUGGCAGGAAGUCGAGACCGUCUCCUCUGCGAAGGUUGAGGGCAAGGUAUAA
Messenger RNA from Boeremia exigua, 987 nucleotides. Its product is annotated as mitochondrial carrier domain-containing protein. The record is from RefSeq and is a predicted model, not a curated record. Gene Ontology annotation, biological process: glycine import into mitochondrion. Gene Ontology annotation, molecular function: glycine transmembrane transporter activity. NCBI's taxonomy places the organism in Eukaryota, Fungi, Ascomycota, Dothideomycetes, Pleosporales, Didymellaceae. The coding region runs from base 1 to 987 and encodes 328 amino acids. The transcript is spliced from 2 exons. Gene Ontology annotation, cellular component: mitochondrial inner membrane; mitochondrion.